UCCAUCACGCGCGCGCCUAUCAAUUGUCAUCUUAAACACCGCACCGGACCAGGUAGUCGGAGGGCAGUUCCGCCUUAAUGACACGUUAUGUCGUGGCGGCUCAUCCUGAAGUAGGAUGUUUAUCCGGUUUAUCUAUUCUCUCUGGUUUUGAAGAGUGUUUUUUUUUUCUUUUUUUUUUUAAUCCGACAGGAGCUCUGAGUUCCGUUCCUUCCUCGACAGCUCGAGACUUGACAUUUCCACGCUCUCCGGUCUCCACCUCCUCAAUCAGACGCUGCUGGCGCGAGCCUCGCUGCCACCUGUGGUGCGUGCGUCACGAGAGCGCCUGUUGCUCGCAUGGAUGCUUGAUUGAUCGCGGGAUUGAUUCGCGUUUUCGUUUCGCUCGCUCUCUCUCGCUCUCUCUCGCUCUCUCUGCAGGAAGGACUGAUGGCCGUCACGCGGCGCGGUCUCAGUUCGGAUCUGUUCGCGUGCGUGCGACUGUGCUGCUCUGGUCUUGCAGUCGCGUGUGUUUAAAUCGCAGCUACCGGGUUGGGUAAUGAUCUGCGUUGACCGUAUGACAGUGGGCUGUGUCCGUGCACGGCCGUGAUCGCCUCUGUCUGCCUCAGUCACCCGCGGACCCGCGUGAGUUACCGGACGUGGUUGCCGGGGCUGAAAUUCAGGGGCGCGAGUAAUUGCUGGAACAGCUUGCGCGCGAAUGUAUGUAUGGUCCGUGAUGUGCGCGUGUUGAUGGUGUGUGUUUGCAUGUGUCAGCGGGGACUCAGGUGCAGCAGACACCGGGAGUGACGGAAGAAGACUGAGCAUACAAACGUACACUCUCUCCACACACACACACACACACACACACACACACACACACACACACACACACGGAUCCUACCGGCACCGUAUAGAGCUGGACCCUCAGUGUUUACGAUGUCCACUAAAAAGCCAUCGGUCUCGGAAGAACCGGCCACGAACGGGACUUCAAGAAACAUGCUGGAGAGAUGUGCGUCUGUCAACGAAUAUUUUGACAUUGCCUUCAAGGUGAUGCUGCUGGGGGACUCUGCGGUGGGGAAGACCUGCCUGCUGGUGCGCUUCAAGGACGGGGCCUUCCUGGGGGGCAACUUCAUCGCCACCGUGGGCAUCGACUUCAGGAAUAAGGUGGUGACUGUGGAUAGCAUGAAGGUGAAACUGCAGAUCUGGGACACAGCUGGACAAGAGAGAUUUCGCAGUGUCACACACGCAUAUUACAGAGAUGCCCAAGCUCUGCUCCUGCUCUACGACAUCACCAGGAAGUCCUCCUUUGACAACAUUCGGGCUUGGCUGACUGAAAUUCAUGAGUACGCACAGAAGGAUGUGGUCAUCAUGUUGCUUGGCAACAAGGCGGACAUGGCUACAGAGAGAGUCAUCAAACGUGAGGAAGGGGAGAAACUGGCCAAGGAGUACGGUGUUCCCUUUAUGGAGACGAGUGCAAAGACUGGCCUCAACGUGGAGCUGGCAUUCCACGCCAUCGCAAAGGAGCUGAAGCACAGAGCGGCGCAGCUGCCCAGCGAGCCCAAGUUCCAGAUCCACGACUACAUCCAGGAGCAGAAGCAGAGAUCAAGCUGCUGCAGCACCGCCUGAUGGAGGGAUGGAGAGAGAGG
This is a messenger RNA of Sardina pilchardus (European sardine), 1619 nucleotides long. Its product is annotated as ras-related protein Rab-37-like. Bases 910 to 1599 code for a protein of 229 amino acids. The transcript is spliced from 9 exons. Gene Ontology annotation, molecular function: GTPase activity; GTP binding. Gene Ontology annotation, biological process: regulation of exocytosis. Lineage: Eukaryota; Metazoa; Chordata; Actinopteri; Clupeiformes; Clupeidae. The record is from RefSeq and is a predicted model, not a curated record.